CUUAAAACGUACAAUGUAGAGUACCUCAUCCCCCACUUUACCGUUUGAAAAAAAACGCAGAACAUUGCAAAGCGGCACCAGUCGUGAAAAGCGGAUGGCGGAGAGACCCCUGUGAGGAAGUUUUUCACAUCAUUGCUUCCCACCGUCGGAGGAUAGUUAACAAAUCAGGAGAGAGCGCGGAGCAGCCACUCCCCCGUGGAACUAUCCCCCCACAGCUAUCCCUACAUGUGUGCGUAGGCUCAUUUUUGUUAUACGUUCGUGUGGUGUCCCAUCCCUAGGGGGAGUGUCGCUCAGCUUCUCCGAGUGCCGCGCAGGCGUAGCGGCUGCGCAGCUUGACGGUGUGGCAUACAGAACGGUGCCAUACCGGCUGUGCUCUGCUUAUACACACGCAGGAGAGCUUCCUCCGCUCAGCUUUGCCCCCCCUCUGUGAGGACUGCACGCUUGAGGAUCACCCAACAUGUUCGCGAACAAGCACGGGUUCAACUCCGUCCUGAAGGACGGGUACCGCAUCGUGAAGAACAACGAGGACGCGAUUCUGAAGAACAUCGAGGCGUGCAAGGAAAUCUGCGGAAUUGUUCAAACGUCGCUCGGGCCCAAGAGCAUGAACAAGCUAAUCAUUAACCACAUUAACAAGAAGGUGGUCACGAGUGACUGCAUCACCAUCCUCAAAGAUUUGGAGAUCAACCACCCGGUGGUGAACAUCCUGAAGAAGCUCUCCGAGACGAUGAAUUACGAGUAUGGCGAUUUUACCAACUACGUUUUUACCCUAACGACGGAGAUGCUAGAUAAAGCUAGCCAUUUGAUUCAGCAGGGGUUUAACAUAAAUGACAUUCUGACUGGGUUCAUGCUGGGCUACAAAGAAGUGGAAAGAGUCAUUUCGAGCGAGCUGAUUGCAUACAAAAUGGAGAGCUUCUCAGACGAAAAGGAAAUUAAAAAGGUCAUCCAAUCUGUGAUGGUGACGAAGAAUCUAACGAACAACUUUGAUUUUGUGAUUACCCUACUGGCAAAGUGCAUAGCGACGUUAAUGCCGGAGGAGAAGGUAGAGCUGUUUGAUGUAGACAAUAUUAGGAUUUCUAAACUGAAUGGAGGGAACCUAAUAGAUUCUCAGUUCAUCAUGGGGAUGGUCAUAACGAGAGAUACACAUGGAAUUGUUAAGAGGAAGGAAAAUGCCAGUGUCAUUGUGCUCAACUGUGGGUUGGAGGCAGCCACAACGGAGACCAAAGGUACCGUACUGCUCAACAACGCUCAGGAGCUACUGAACUUCACCAAAGGGGAGGAAGAACAGAUGAAGAAAAUUAUCGCAAGUAUAAAGAAAGAAGGCGUAGAUGUGAUCAUCGUCAAUGGGGCUAUCUCAGACAUCGCACAACACUUCUGUGACGCUGAAGAAAUUAUGACUCUGAAGAUCCCCUCCAAAUUUGAGACCCUUCGAUUGUGUAAACUCCUUAACGUAACCUCCCUCGUCAAGUUGGGAGUCCCAAAACCGGAAGAAAUUGGGAAGGCCUCCUCCAUUUACGUCUCCGAAAUUGCCUCCAAAAAGGUGACCAUCAUCAAUUCGGUCAAUAAGAAGGUUAGCACGAUCAUACUCAGGGGGGCCACUUACAACCUGCUUGAUGAAGUCGAGCGCUGCAUCCAUGACGGGAUCAACGCUAUUAAGAACGCCAUCAAGGGGAACUCCUUCGUGUACGGUGGUGGCUGCAUAGAAGUUCAACUCUGUGAGAGACUUAAGAAAUACGCCCAGCAGUUAAAGGGCGUCCACAACUACAGCGUAAAAGUUUUCGCAGAAUCAUUCCUAGUCGUCCCCCGUAUUUUGGCUACCAACUGUGGGUACAACAGCACCGAUGUGCUGAAUCAACUCAUUAACGAACACAACAAGGGGAACGUCGAGGCCUGUGUGAACAUCAGCAAGGACUCCUUCGUCACCUCCGCCAAGGAGAACUGCAUUUACGAUAACUUCAGGUGCAAGAAAUACGCCAUCGACUUGGCCGUGGACGCCCUGCAGACCAUCCUCAAGAUCGACCAGAUUAUCCUCGCCAAGCCCGCCGGCGGCCCCAAUCCCCGCGACAAAAACCCGGACUACGACGAUGCCUUUUGA
Molecule: messenger RNA, 2092 nt
Organism: Plasmodium vivax (malaria parasite P. vivax)
Lineage: Eukaryota; Apicomplexa; Aconoidasida; Haemosporida; Plasmodiidae
Product: T-complex protein 1, theta subunit, putative
Exons: 2
Coding region: 458-2092 (544 amino acids)
Biological process (GO): protein folding
Cellular component (GO): chaperonin-containing T-complex
Molecular function (GO): ATP binding; ATP hydrolysis activity; ATP-dependent protein folding chaperone
Source: RefSeq, a predicted model, not a curated record